UGGUUUUACUUCCGGGUCAAAUCUUAGGGUUAGCGCAGCUAGGCAGCUAGUUAGAAAAUUGCAGCUACUUCGUCACAAUAUCCGUAUCGUAAGUGCAAGGUAAGUUAGCUUGCUAACAAGCAAAUAUCAUUAUUUAAGAGAUUACGUCUUCUUUCGUAAACAUGUCCGCUGAAGAAGCGGAGAAAACGACGAACGCUACGCCCGACGUGAGCGCCGGAGACGAGGAGGAGGAAUGGCUGUACGGAGAUGAAAACGAGAACAAGGAGGAGGAAGAUGAGGAAGAGGCGGCUAAGCUGUCCGCCGCUGUCAGUGCGCCGGCCCCACUCCCAGUCCCGGAGGAAGCCACGGGAAACGGUGUUGCCAAGCAGGACACUGCUGAGGAGAAUGAGGACAGUGAGAGUGACAGUGAUGAUGAUGAAGAUGAUGUCCGUGUUACAAUUGGAGAUAUUAAGACUGGAGCACCACAGUAUGCGGCGUAUGGAGCCACGCCAGUCAAUCUCAAUAUAAAGACAGCGGGAAGAGCUUAUGGAUCAGUGGGUACCAAGCUGAAGGGUGUGGAUCUGGAGGCCCCGGGGAGCAUUAAUGGGGUCCCUGUGCUGGAAGUGGACCUGGACUCCUUCGAGGAAAAACCCUGGAGGAAGCCAGGUGCGGAUCUCUCGGAUUACUUCAAUUAUGGCUUUAAUGAGGACACGUGGAAGACCUACUGUGAGAAGCAGAAGCGGCUCCGAAUGGGCCUGGAGGUGCUCACCGUUGCCUCGGUAGCCAGCAAGAUCACGGUUCAGCAGGGCAGGACCGGAAACAGUGAAAAGGACAUCAGCUUACCCCCCCACCAACCUAAACCUGACUUCACCUCCCCAAGCAACCUCUACAAAUCUGCGCUAUCCACAUCAAGGAUUUCUCCCCCUCAGUGGGCAGCAGGGGGUGCUCCUGCUCAGGACGUGUCUUUCUAUACUAAGGUGACUGGCUCCAUAGACGUGAUUGGGGGACAGACUGCCACCAUCAGUCGUGUGGAGGGAAGACGUCGUCACAACAUUGAGGGGAACAACAUUCAGGUGAUAUCGGAGCACUCUUCUUCAGAUGCUGAGACACCUGCCAAGAUGCCACCUUUCUUCCCCCCUGGGCCACUCCCCCCCAACAUUCCCCCUCCCCCUUUCCUACCCCCACCCCCAAAUGUCAGCUCCGCCCCUCCACUCAUCCCCCCACCAAGGAUACCCAUCACUGUACCCCCGCCAGGUUUCCCCCCACCUCCUGGUGGUCCCCCUCCCUCUCUCAUCCCCACUUUGGACAGUGGGCAUCCUGGUGGAUAUGAUGGCCGUGCUGUACCGCCGUACCCCUUCUCCACAGGUGGAUACCCUCCCCCACUGACAGGGACGGUGUCAUCCUGGCCCAGUUUGAUGGACAGCUCUAAGUCAUGGGAUUACUACCCUCGGCGGGAGAAGGAGCGGGAGCGGGAGAAAGAGCGGGAACGGGAGAAGGACCGGGAACGGGAGCGACCACGGGAGCGGGGCCAUGACCGCGAGAGAGAUCGCGACCACAGCCCCGCCUCUCUGGCCUAUAACAGUGAUGAGGAGCGGUAUCGGUAUAGAGAGUAUGCAGAGAGGGAGAGAGGCUAUCGCACCAGCAGGGAGAAGGAGGAGCGUCAUCGAGAGAGGAGACACAGAGACAAAGAGGAGGGGCGACACAAGUCCUCCCGCAGCAGCAGCAGUAGGCGACGGCACGACAGUGAGGAGGGCGACGCCCACCGCCGCCACAAGCACAAGAAGAGCAAGAGGAGCAAGGAAGGCAAAGAGGCCAGCGAGGACCAUGCGGCCAAUCAGGAGAGCGCAGAGGGCGGGGCCAUGGAGUGACCCCACCUACCUGAACCUCCUCACUACUCCCAUCUACCAAGCGAAUUAAGCACCAACUGAAGAUGUUAAUUUGUUCAAUAAAAAUAGCUUUUUGAUAAAGAA
Molecule: messenger RNA, 1949 nt
Organism: Anguilla rostrata (American eel)
Lineage: Eukaryota; Metazoa; Chordata; Actinopteri; Anguilliformes; Anguillidae
Gene: fip1l1b
Product: FIP1 like 1b (S. cerevisiae)
Exons: 17
Coding region: 162-1847 (561 amino acids)
Cellular component (GO): mRNA cleavage and polyadenylation specificity factor complex
Source: RefSeq, a predicted model, not a curated record